AACAGGAAGUGGGACAGAGCUAAAAGGAGACACACAGGUGAGAAGAUCAGAAUUGAAGGCCUCGUGGAGCAAAAUGUGCCAAACUAGGAGGAAGAUGAAGAAACAAGCUUUGAGUUUGUAACAAACCGGCUGAUCUAUGGCCCAUGAUAGGAAUAACAUACUCCUCUCUCUCCUGCUUGGAAGCCAUUUCCUGGCUGGGAAUCAUCCCGCAGACAAGUGCCUGCUGCCCCAUCGAGUUGAACCCCUCUGGGAUUGCGGUGCGAUACGGAGACCCCGUGUCCAUCAACUGCAGCACAUCUGACCCCAUGUACAAAGGGAUGGGUUGGGAGGCUCCAGAGGGGGACACGGGGCUGAAACUGGUCCAUCAUUUGACUUGGAGUGUCGACGCACUCAAGACGUGGAAUAGCUCGCCCAUAUGCUUCCUCAGCCCAGUGCCCAAAAGCGGGCGACAGCAGUGCUCCAAGAAGCCGAACGUGGUCGUUUACACGUUUCCACAAAAGAUCUUCAUCCAAGCCAACAGUUCUCUUGUAAAGGAAGGAGAGUCGAUUCAACUGAAAUGUGUCGUCGGCACGAUAGCGCCGAUUCAAAGUGUCGCUGUGCGGUGGUACAACGGCCAAACGGUCAUUGAGGAACGACACUUUGAGGGGUCCAUUAUGGGACCCGUUGAUCUCGUUUCGGACUAUGACUAUCAAUCGAGACAGCAGCGGCUUGUUAAGCUCAAAUGCGAGGCAGUGUUGGACCUGACACCCGAGGGGCCACAACUCAGUGUAUUUUCACCUGAGUUCCAUCUCACUGUUGAAUAUGACAUAGAACUGACGUGUCCAAGUAAUUACACCGCAGUGGAGUACGCUGUUCACAACCUCUCCUGCUCCGUGGAGGGCGGGUCUCCCGAAACUCUGAUCACCUGGUACAAAGACGGAGAUGAGGUGGAGUUGUCGGAGACGCUGACAAGAUACGACGCCGGGCAGUACGUCAUCGUUGCCAUCUCGUUCUCAAGCACGGUCAACGCCACGGUGGACCUCAACGUUGUAUAUCCGCCGUCACAGAUAGAGGAGCUGGAGGACGUUGAAGUAGAGUUGGGCUCAGAAGUAUGUCUCAAGUGCUCCACCAGAGGCAACCCGCGACCCGAGUACUCCUGGAGUGCACCCACUUGGCUAAAUGUAGCUCAAGUCGAUGAAGAUGGAGUUUCACGUCUGCAGAUCCCAAAUGUGACUUCACACCACACGGGAGUCUACACGUGCCACGGCAGUAACAAGAGAGGGACUGUGUCUAAACAAGUCACAGUGAGUGUAAAUGAGUGUGAGCCCGGCUGGUUUCGGUGUCCAAGUGGUAUCUGCAUCACGUCUUAUCGGAAGUGUAACGGAGAGGACGACUGCGGUGAUGGGAGCGACGAAAACUUCUGUGGAGAGCAUCAGGAAUGCCCCAUUAGGAUACACCCAGAGACCCUGGUGCUGCAGUACAAGGGCGAAAGCCAGAAUGCCACUUGCACGUUCACCGGCUCCAGUAACGUCCAAGCCAUAGCCUGGCACGUGGGGCAAAUCUUGCACCGCAAUGAAACUUGGACCCCGGACACCAACAAGGACUGGGACUCUGUUCCUCUCUGCACAGCAUUCUUCAAAGGGCAACGAACUUGCCAGAAGUCUCUCAACUUCACCCUCUACAAAACGCCGGACAGCGUCACCGUCCGUCCAGUCAACAACGCGACGGAGGGCGAGCAGUGCCAGCUGCAUUGUGACAUCAUCAACGUGGCUCCCGCUCAAAGCCUCAUUGUGCGUUGGUAUCAAGGCAAUCAAACCAUUGAACCGUCACUCAGAGAGCCUCUGCGAUUGGCCGACUGCCCGCAUGACACGAACAUUUCAUGUGAUCUGGGCACGACCGGGACGCCGGUGAACGUGUCUGCCAGCGCUAGCUUCUUCCUCAACCGAACCCAUCAUGAAGCGGCUUUAAGUUGCGAGGUGCACUUGGAGCUGGGACCGGCGGGACCGCAGCUGUCACCCUCCGUGAUGUCCCGUGCUAUCAGCUUCAGCGUCUAUUACAAGCCAGUCAUCAACACCACGAAGCUCCCGAGAGUCGUCCCACUGUUCCGCGGUUACCCAGAGGAGCUUGUGUGCGAAGCCGACGGUCAACCGCCGCCGAUCAUCUACUGGUCGAACUUCACCAAAAAGACAUCGUGGGAGUUGGGAGGCAACAUCACCGUUUUGGAGGCGGGCCGCUACAUCUGCAUGGCCGUCAAUCAGGUGGCUACGGUCGUCCACGAGGUUGACGUGGUCCCAAAAGAGGACUACUUGCCCCUCAUCGCCGGAUUCGUGGCCGCCACGGUGGUGGUCAUCUCGGCCAUAUUCCUCUUCAUCUACUCUAUCUACUACAAAAACACCAAGAUGCGCCGCUACAGCCUAAAGAAUCCCAAACUCGAUGGCCACAAUGCCAAUGUGGCCCACAAUGGCUGGGACUUGCAGUUCCCUAUGACCAAGUUGUCAUUUGACUACCUAUCAGAUCCUUUUAAAGACUCAGACUUGUGCUGUCGGCCCAAGCCUGCGAGCGCCUCCUGUCCGCUGGAAAUUAUUCCUGCCAGUGUGGUGGUGCCUUUCGGCGGCUCCGUCUCGGCCGUGUGUAAAUCCUCUUCCGACCAAGCGAAGGGAAUGGGUUGGGAGUCUCUGUACGGAGGAAGGGGACUGGUGAAGGGCGUGUCCAACCUCACCUUACAAAUUGAUUCGUUGAAACAUUGGCGCGUGCGUCCCAUCUGCUUUGUCAAUCUCAAUGGUUCCCAGUGUACUAAGAUGUUAGCUGUCACUGUCUACAAAAUGGCGGACAAUGUGUCCAUAUCGUUGAAAAAUUCCGUUGGCCCCAUCGUGGAGGGGAAAAAAUAUGAGGUGCUGUGUGAAGUAAUUCAGGCUGCGCCAAUGCGUCGUGUCUCUUUGGAUUUGCUCUAUGGCAAUAAGACCUUGGACACGAAUUCGAUUGACCAUGUUGAAAACGAUGACCCAGUUUCCAUUUUGAUUGUCUCAACAAUGUUAUCCAAGAGAGAGUAUAAUGGAGGCCAGAUCCGCUGUGCGGCAAAGAUGGACUUUGGUCCAUCAGGGCCAAAUCUUCCAGCGAUAUAUUCGGAGCCGCUCGAGCUGAUUGUGCAAUACCCGCCGACCUUCAGCCAACCAGAGAACGAGACUCUGACUCUCCCCGUUGGCGUCGUUAUGAGUUUAAAUUGCAGCGCCUCAGGAAACCCAGCGCCGGAAUACAGCUGGAAGAUUCCAUACUCAUCCAAAGUGCAGACUGGAACUCGAGCCAUUUUUGACUCGUCUUUCAAGCAUCCCGGCACCUACGAGUGCACCGCCGCUAACUCUGAAGGAGCCGCCACCAAACGCUUCACAGUUAACGAAGCUGCAAGGACUCGAACAACGUUGGCGGUGGUGCUCGGAGUAGUGUUUGUGGCAGUCAUGCUCUGCGUCCUGUGGCUUUUAUUUGUCAGCCCUCAAGGAACAUUUUCUUGCCGCAAGCCCAGUUGUACUCCUGGACACGCUAGGUCAGGUCCUAUACCCCUCUUUCCCUUCUGUGCCCCCACUACACACACACACACACACACACACACACACACUGAAGUCAGCUGGGAUGAAGGGGGCCCUUGUGUCCAACAAGCAUUGUUCCCUGCAGAGUUUGCCAAGCUUGUGCAACUUGGGAUUUUUCUUAUCCGGGGCUCCUUCAGCCGUGAAGUGAACAUGGCCAACAUGGCGUCUCUGCAGUGGAUUAUGGCAGUGUGCAUGUUUUGCUCAGUGUCAGGUGACGGCUGCUCGCUGAUCCUCAAGCCCGCCAGGGUGGUGGUGGGCUUCGGGGAGCCGGUGUCCGUCAGUUGCGAGGCCGCCCGGCCGGUGCGCGUGCUGGGCUGGGAGUCGGCCAUCAGCGCUGCGCACACUCAGCAGGGCCCGAGCGUCCAGUGGAAGGUGGACAGCCUCAUCGACUGGAUCGAGGAGCCCAUCUGCUACGGCGUGUUCUUCACGGCGCCGCGCCAGUGCGAGGAAAAGCUCAACCUCGUCCUCUACAAAAGCCCAGACAGUGUCACGAUCAAGGUGGUGAAUCACACUGGGCCGAUGGUGGCGGGAAAGGAGUACCAGCUGCUGUGUGAGGUCCAGAACGUCGCUCCCGUUCAGUACCUCAACUUGAAGUGGUACAAGGAGCGCAGAGAGGUGUAUAACCGCUCCUUUAUCGACCUCAAUUCUCCCUCGCCGGUGCAAGUCUCCUCUAUCCUCCUCGUCACACCCUCCGAGGCCGACGAUGGCGCUCAGUACAGCUGCGUGGCCGAGCUGGAACUCGGACCGGAGGGACCGCAACCUCCCCCGAACGUCACCUCGGAGCCGCUGAGAGCAUCUGUGUACUUUCCUCCGACGUUCCAAAGUCCCGACGCAGGAAGCGUGGACAUUGCAGAAGGUGGCGAAACGACGCUGAACUGCACCGCCGUGGGGAACCCGGCGCCCGUCUACAGCUGGCAACCCGAGCUGGAGCCGAGGAAGGAGGAGGGCCAAGAAGCCGUGCUCGCCUCCUCCUCGCUGCUGCCUGGAACCUACACUUGCACCGCAUCUAACGCGCUAGGGAAGAAGACCAAGCAGUUCACUGUCAAAGCCAAGAGCAAAGGCAGACAGGGGGAGUGAAACAACCACCAGUGAUUUUUACAACACAUCCAGUAUUUAUACUUAAUUUGUCACGAUGUUAACAUAAAUAGCUGUGUAGUAAUACUAGUGUACAGCAUAUUUACUGUAUUUCCUCAAAUAGUCACUAGCUAUGUCGCAUAAUAGAUGCCAUUACCACAACAGUCUGGCGCAGUGGCAUCUGUAAAGCUGAAGUUCAACACAUAGAUUUAUCCAGCCAUACAUUUUCUAUAUCACAUGUCGUUAUGAGGUGUCAUGGCUGAGCUGGAGUUGACCUGAGCUGACUUGGGGCCAGAAGUGGGGCAUACCUUGGAGUCCUCGCCAGCCAAUGGCAGGACACAUAUCGACAUAACUCACAUUGACGCUUAUGGACGAUUUAGAGUCUGCAGUUAAUGUAACGGGCAUGUUUUUGAAAUGUGCGAGGAAGCCGGGACAACAUUUAAACUCCACACACAGGAAGGCCGGAGUUUCGAACCCAGAACCUCAGAACUGUGAGACAGGCGUACUAACCACUCCCACCGUGCUGCCUGACAUGUAUUUAUUAAAUGCUAAAUAGUGUCUGGAAGAACUCUUGAGUGACAGAUUUUUAAAAUGUAUUAUUAUUAUAUUUUCCUGUACAUUAUUUGAAUAAUAAUAAUAGAAUACAGUGGUGUAUUGAGUUACAAGAUACCACCCUAAAGUCUGUUAGCUUAAUGCUAACACAUAAUGGGAAACUCCAUGGAGGGGCUAACGAAUGGCAUCUAUGUUGCUAUGGAUUUUACUGCAGAUUACUAAAUCACUUACAGUAGUUGAGUGAAUCUCUUCACACAUUUUUCUUUUUUUUAUCAGGGGGGGGGGGGGCUGGAAUGGAUUAAUGGCAUUUAAAUUCAUUUUAGUGGGGAAAGAUGAUUUGAGAUACAAGUGUUUUCAGUUACAGAAUGAAUUAAACUCAUAUCUCAAGGUACCACUGUACAUUGUUAAUAUUCUCAUUAUAAAAAAUGCAUUAGUACAAAUAAAGGCCUCCCUACUAACCACAAAGCAGUUGACUACCAAAUCACUAUUUCAGGGGUAUGCAGUCAUUCUGUUUUCCUGUAAUAUUCUGUUACUAAAGUAAGUUAUGGUGUGUUUCAUAUUGAUAAAAAUCAUCAUGUAACAUUUUACGUCUUUUUAGAUUGUCUUGUUAGAAAUGUAUGCUCGGUAUAAACACAAACUGUUAAAGAUGAGGAAAUGGUCGUCACUGUAAAUAUCGCUUAGUUCGUGAAUUAACAACAUGAUUCUCAAUGUAAUUGGUCAGAAUGUAUGAACAAUUGUGUGUCUUUGGGGAAAACACGUUUCUUUUAUUUAAAAAGAAAAUUUGGAAUCAAGGAAUGAUGUGCUUUCUUUGCAGAGUUUGAUAACCUUUCACACAUUUGCAAAUUCUAAUUUUUUUUGUCAAUAUGUUUUUUACACAAUAAUUAAAAUGCUGUUUCUCUAAUAACAAAUGGGAAAAUAUAUAAUAUAAUGUAUAAAUGCGUAUAAUUUCAUGUGAAUACUAAAUUUAUUUUAAUAACAGGG
Messenger RNA from Phyllopteryx taeniolatus (common seadragon), 6167 nucleotides. It is a transcript of the gene icam3, whose product is annotated as intercellular adhesion molecule 3. Bases 144 to 4637 code for a protein of 1497 amino acids. NCBI's taxonomy places the organism in Eukaryota, Metazoa, Chordata, Actinopteri, Syngnathiformes, Syngnathidae. Gene Ontology annotation, biological process: cell adhesion. Gene Ontology annotation, molecular function: integrin binding. The record is from RefSeq and is a predicted model, not a curated record. The transcript has 20 exons.